Molecule: messenger RNA, 1122 nt
Organism: Prunus armeniaca (apricot)
Lineage: Eukaryota; Viridiplantae; Streptophyta; Magnoliopsida; Rosales; Rosaceae
Source: the annotation of a GenBank genome assembly
AUGGCUCGGCGGACCCUCCCGAUCCUCAAAAACCUCACCCACCGCUCCACGCCCGGACCCUUCCUUCCCAAACCCGACCCGAACACAAGAUCCGUCACAUACAUGCCCCGACCCGGCGACGGAGCCCCGCGGCCCGUCACCCUGAUCCCUGGCGACGGCAUAGGCCCGCUCGUCACCAACGCCGUCGAGCAAGUCAUGGAGGCGAUGCACGCUCCGGUUUACUUUGAGCGGUACGACGUCCACGGCGAUCUGAAGCGGGUGCCUCCGGAAGUGAUCGAGUCGAUCCGGAAGAACAAGGUCUGCCUGAAAGGCGGCUUGAAGACUCCAGUCGGCGGGGGUGUGAGCUCGCUCAACGUCCAGCUGAGGAAAGAGCUCGACUUGUACGCUUCCUUGGUCAACUGCUUCAACCUCCCCGGUCUCCCCACCCGCCACGAGAACGUGGACAUUGUCGUAAUUAGAGAGAACACCGAAGGCGAAUACUCGGGGCUCGAGCACGAGGUCGUCCCCGGCGUCGUUGAGAGCCUCAAGGUGAUCACGAAGUUUUGCUCAGAGCGAAUUGCCAAGUAUGCGUUUGAGUAUGCGUAUCUGAACAACAGAAAGAAGGUGACUGCUGUGCACAAAGCCAACAUUAUGAAGCUAGCAGAUGGGUUGUUCUUAGAGUCUUGUAGAGAGAUUGCUACCAAGUACCCAAGUAUCAAAUACAAUGAGAUUAUUGUGGACAAUUGCUGCAUGCAACUUGUUUCGAAGCCCGAGCAAUUUGACGUUAUGGUAACUCCUAAUCUUUAUGGAAACCUAGUGGCAAAUACGGCAGCUGGUAUUGCUGGAGGCACUGGGGUCAUGCCAGGAGGAAAUGUGGGUGCUGAUCAUGCUGUUUUUGAGCAAGGUGCUUCAGCAGGAAAUGUCGGAAACGAAAAAUUAUGGGAGCAAAAGAAGGCCAACCCAGUGGCCUUGCUACUGUCAUCAGCCAUGAUGUUGAGGCAUCUCCAGUUUCCUUCAUUUGCUGAUCGACUUGAAACAGCCGUGAAACGUGUGAUCUCAGAAGGCAAGUACCGGACGAAAGAUCUCGGCGGAGUCAGCACCACUCAAGAGGUUGUUGAUGCGGUUAUUGCUAAUCUGGACUGA